This is a messenger RNA of Taeniopygia guttata (zebra finch), 2420 nucleotides long. Its product is annotated as solute carrier family 2, facilitated glucose transporter member 11. The record is from RefSeq and is a predicted model, not a curated record. Lineage: Eukaryota; Metazoa; Chordata; Aves; Passeriformes; Estrildidae. Gene Ontology annotation, biological process: dehydroascorbic acid transport. Gene Ontology annotation, molecular function: D-glucose transmembrane transporter activity. Gene Ontology annotation, cellular component: plasma membrane.
CGGGCGCUGUGGGACCUGUGGGAGCUGCAGUCCUGCGCUCUGUGGGAGCGGGGUCCCCGCUGGGCGUGGCGGGGUCCCGGGGAUGGCAGGGCCGGCCCCUCUCCUGUCCUUAGCCCGGCCUAAUCCCCGCAGCGGGGCGGGCACGGUCCGACAGCCAAAUCCCGGUCAGCUGAGGAGCUCAGGGGGACUCGGGGAGGUGGCGAGCGGAGCUGGAGCUGCGGGCGGCAGGAGGGAGAGAUGGCGCCCCGGCAUACGUUUAUUAAAUUUUGCAAAGGAAAUCUAACUCAGGCCAUGCUCAGAAUGGAGCACCAGCCCCUGCUCAGAGGCUCUAGCUCGCCCUGCAAGCUCCCCAGCUGGACGUUGUUCCUGGCUGUUUGUGCUGUUGGAAUUGGAGGCACCUUUCAGUAUGGGUAUAAUGUCUCUAUUAUAAAUGCACCCACACAGCAUAUACACAAGUUCUUAAACGAGACCUGGAGUAGUCGUUACCAGAAGGAGCUAAAUCCAGAUUUGCUGACUUUUCUUUGGUCUGUCAUUGCUUCUAUCUUUUCCCUUGGAGGCCUGUGUGGAGCCCUGAUUGGAGGCAGCAUGGCCAUACGCCUGGGCAGGAAAGGAGCUCUUUUGAUGAAUAAUAUUAUAGCAAUACUAGCCUCCAUUUUAAUGGGGAUCAGUUUUCCUACAGGAUUGUUUGAGUUACUGAUUGCUGGAAGGUUUUUGAUUGGCAUAAAUUCAGGUAUUGGGCUCUGUGUGCAGCCUCUUUACAUUGGGGAGUUUGCUCCAAAACACCUAAGAGGUGGCUUGGCCAUGGGAACUUCCAUCUUUCUGACUGGGGGGAUUCUGACAGGACAAAUAAUUGGUUUGAGAGAAUUAUUGGGUGGAGAAAAGCAUUGGCCUGUGUUGCUAUCCAGCAGCUGUAUUCCAGCAUUAGCCCAACUGUUAUUCCUUCCAUGGUUUCCUGAAAGUCCCAGAUAUCUUCUUAUUGACAGGGGUGAUGAGUUGAGCUGUGCCAAAGCUUUGAAACGAUUUCAUGGUUCCUCUGAGUAUCGAAGGGAGAUGGAAGACAUCCAGAGGGAAUGUUUUGCCUUAGGUGGGGAGAAACCCAAGAAGCCCUGGCAGUUAUUCACUGACCGUGCUGUGAGAUGGCAGCUCAUCACUGUCAUCGUGAUGACAAUGGGCCAACAGCUCAGUGGCAUUAAUGCUAUUUAUUUCUAUGCAACUUAUGUUUUUGAACAAGCUGGAAUCGUGGCAGAAAAAAUCCCGUAUGUGACACUCGGCACUGGAGUUUGUGAAUGUAUCACAGCCCUCUCCUGUGGUUUGCUGAUAGACCAUGUGGGAAGAAGAUGCCUUAUCAUUGGGGGCUAUCUCCUCAUGACGCUGUGGUGCACUGUUCUGACCUUCUCUCUGACUUAUCAGGAGCUGUACUCCUGGGUGCCUUACCUGAGCAUGACGUGUGUAUUUGCCUUCAUCUUGAGCUUUGGGCUGGGCCCAGGUGGCAUAACAAACACCAUUACAGCUGAGUUAUUUGUACAGUCCUCACGUCCUGCUGCCUACAUGAUCGCAGGGACUGUGAGCUGGAUUAGUUUCUUCACAGUUGGAAUGCUCUUUCCCUUCAUAGUGAAUGGACUGAAGCAGUAUUGUUUUGUGGUGUUCUUACUGGAGUGCUUCUUUGUUGCUGCUUUCAUCUUCCUCGUAAUUCCUGAGACAAAGAACAAAUCUUUUCUGGAAAUCAAAAAGGAAUUUCACAAGCUUAAUUUUGGAAGACAUGCCAGGAAAAAGGAAACGGAGAUUUAUGAAAGAAGGCAACUUCAAGAUGAAUUUUUAAAGAUUUCUGCAUAAUUUCACAAAUGCAAUAGAACUUCAGUGAGAAUUAUGAACCUAGUUUUCUAAAUUAGGAGUGUAAUACAGAUCAAGUGGCUUAUUAAAUCUUCCUGUGUAUUUAGAGGAAGUGUAGCUAAAGGCAAGUUAAUACUGCUGAACUGCUGAAAUACUAACAACAUAUUGUAUUAUCUACAGAAAACUUGAUGUUUAGCUGCCAUCUGGUGCUGUAGGGAUGCAGAAGUGCCAGGGAGGAUGUUCAGUGAGCCCCUCUGGCAGAUAAUUCAGUGACUCUGAUAUCUAAUUUCUGCAGGUAAUUCAGUGACUCUUGCAUUUCAAAGCCCUGUCUUCAGUUUGGGUCAUUGGGUGUAUCCAAAUGCUUUGCUGAAUCUAACAUUCUGAGUCCUUGUUAAAACCCACACAAAAACUGAGAACUGAUAUUUGAAAUAGUCUAGAUUAUGUAGAAAUAGGGGUAUUUAGUUUAUGUUUUUCCAGUUAUGUAACUUUGAAAGCCUUAAAGACAUUCCUCAUGCAGUCCUACUACAACAAAAGUACAGCAACUCUCUGAGUUACUGGUAUUUCUAAUAAAAACUUGUAUCCUGAUAAAA